AUAGCUAUGUCAAACGACGCGUCGUCCGCCUCCGACGUUCGUCCGAGUUGUCGGAAAAGUGUACAUUAAAGAUAAUCGGGAGUAUGUUGCGUGUUCUUGUUCGAAAAAAGUGUUUCCGUGGAUUUAUCGUGCAAUCAUGUUUGUAUCGCGCACGAAUCUACAUUACGCGUUCGACGAAACGCCCAUUUACGUAAAGAGGAGAACUCGAGAGAAUGCGACGGUCGCUAUGACGGCGAAUCGCUUCGUCGUGUUUCUCAUUUUCGCGUCAGGUGUUGCGGUUGCGGUAAUCGGCACUUUCUUGUCUCGAUACAUCAAAGAUUUGUCGACGAACAUGCCCGAACAUCUAGAUUACCGCCACGUAUUUAUUCCACUUCCCUCUGAAGGAACAUUGAACGUCUACGAGGAGGGCACCCUGGACAUAGCAUUACCGGGUUCUCAAUCAGACGCUCGGUUGGAGGUUCAAAGCAGAGCAGCAUCCACUGCUGAAGCAUUAACCUCCCUGCACUUGGCAUUAGAAAUGAAGCUCUCCGGAAAGCAAAAGAAGGCUGUAAAAUUAUUCCAGCAUGCUGUUGCGUUAGCCCCUCGUCAUCCGGAUGUUCUCAACCAUUACGGGGAGUUCCUGGAAUACACUCAAAACAAUAUCAUCAAAGCAAAUGAGUAUUACGUACGCGCGUUGAGUUACCAACCGAAUCACGAAGGAGCUUUAAUGAAUAGUCAGAGAACAGCUCGCGUCGUCGAGGAGCUGGAUCAAAGAAUGCUUAGGCGUAUAGACGAGAAGCGAAACUCGCUUUCCGCGAUACCGGACAACAACGUGGCGUUAAUACGCGCCAAGAAAGAGGCGUACUUUCAACAUAUUUAUCACACGGUUGGCAUAGAAGGAAAUACGAUGAAUUUAGCUCAGACUAGAGCGAUAGUCGAAACGCGAACCGCGGUGGGUGGCAAGAGCAUCGACGAGCACAACGAGAUUCUGGGAUUGGACGCUGCUAUGAAGUACAUAAACGCGACGUUGGUGAACAGAGUCGGUUCUAUUUCUAUAAAAGACAUAUUGGAGAUACACAAACGCGUGUUGGGACACGUAGAUCCCGUCCAAGGUGGUCAGUUUCGACGCACUCAAGUCUACGUGGGUGGACACGUGCCUCCUGGUCCCGGGGACAUACACUAUCUCAUGGAGGAGUUCGCGCUGUGGUUGAACAGCGAAAGAGCUAUUCGGAUGCAUCCUGUCAGGUACGCGGCACUGGCGCAUUACAAGUUGGUACAUAUACAUCCGUUCUCCGACGGAAACGGUAGAACGUCUCGUUUGCUCAUGAACAUGAUCCUCAUGCAGGCCGGUUAUCCACCCGUUAUUAUUCACAAGCAGCAUCGGCACACCUACUACGAGAAUCUACAAAUAGCGAACACGAGGGACGUUCGACCGUUCGUUAGAUUCAUAGCAGAGUGUACGGAGCAAACGCUAGACCUGUUCUUGUGGGCGACCAGCGAGUAUUCCAGACAAGUUCCCGCGCUCAGUCAAGAAACCUUGUUCACCGAGGAGCAAAAGACUAUCGCUUUGGAAGAAGCCGGUGACAUCAUCGAUACUUUCGACGAUGACUGAGUAUCGAUGAUCUAACGCGAUAUUCAAAAGUAUUUUACAGACCAAAGAACAGUAGCGUAAGUCGUAUAUCCAUCCAUCCAUUCUUGCCCCUAUCGGUUACAUCGAUCGAGCACGCGUCUAGCGAUUCGUUUUAGUGAUCGCGCAGUGGUUGCGUGGGAAUGGACGAAUGGAAUAGGCCGUGUCGAGUUUGUAUCGUUCACCGUCAUAUAUUUAUUUCUAUUAUUUCUGUCAGGUCGGGUAAAGGCCAAGAAACCGCUCUCACGAAAAGCGCAAUUUCCAGUUUAGACCAUUUUGAUUUCAACAGUACCUUUAGCGACGAAUAGCCUGGUACAAAAAUGCUUCCACUAGACUUUCCGUUGCAUUCUAUCGUAUACAUUAGAGACACUACGAAAUACAGUGUGAAACUCAAUCGAGAAGACUGUGAUCUAACAUAAGAAUAUAUAUAAGUAUACGUAUAACGGAUGAAUUUUCAACGCGGGUAUAUUAUCAUGUUUAAAUUUAUGGUGCAACGCGCAAUCGUUUACUUGCUGGUCAAGUUAUUUGCGAUGUACAGAAUUGUAAAUACAUACGCGGCUUUUAAUAAAUAUAUUAUUUUGGAAAUCAUUGUUUGUGUAUUUUUUUUACGGCCUUCCUCCAUUACAAAUCUUCAGAAAUACACCUGUUGGUACGUUAAACGGACCUGCCAUUUCUUAUCCUUUAAAACGUUUGUCAUAUAUUUAUUUACUUAUUUAUUUGUUAAGCGACAAAGUAAGACUUUCUGUAAUUACGCGCGAGAGAGAGAGAAAAAGUGUAAAUUUUGGGAAACGACAAAACGCGUUGCCAUUGCCAUGCGUCUCGUUUCUUCGCAUCGUUUUUUUCUCCGUAACUAUUUUUCUUAUCAAAAAUAAUAACGGUAUCGACGUUUUCGAACGUCAAGCUACACGCGACGCGUACCGUUGUUCACCGGAUAAGUUUAUUAGUAUAAAUGCGUCGUUUGCCUGUUGGUUUUCAACCGUUCCUAUUCGACCAGGUUCGAAGUCGAUCAAGCUAAAAUAAUAAUAAUAAGACAAAAAGAAUACUGAAGAACUCACAGUUUCUACGAAACUUUAAUUUUUACGUUUUAAAACAUUAUCGACGCUUUGUCAGAGAAUGAAACGAUACAGAGGCGAUUCGCACCAUUUCCAAGCGCGUUCGAUUUCGAUAUACGUAUCACGAGUGAACAGAAACUUUGCGUUCGUUACGCUAAAACGUGCAAAUUUCUCUCUUUUUUUGUUUCUACGCGGUAUAACGACGCGCCGGUUAUCUAUAUAAAUACACUUCUAUAAAAAUCAUAUUUUGCCAACAACGUAAGUUGACGAUAUAUCGUUUUAGAUUUUCUCGCACUCGUUCUCUCUCAUUCACUCACUCAUACGUUUACUCACGCUCCCCUCCUCUGCCCCGAUUCGUACACGAUCUCAUGGAUCGGUCGAAUCGGUAUUCACGAGACGCUCGAUACGACUGUUUGUCGUAGAAAGACCAUUAACAGACGUUACGAGUGUUUAAACCCGCGUGCACACCAAACCGCCAAGGCAACCGAACGCACAUGUGCUCGAACGUUGGCGAACGUUGGCGCACUCGAGACUCGAGCACCUGUGCCUUUGAUGGCCGUGGUUCUUUGGUCUAUACGCAGCUCAAUGCGACGCGUAACCAGAGUGCAACAAAUCGCUACAGGAUUGCGCCUGCUCGUAGGAUUCUCAGUAACAUUCGCGCAGACAUCGCACCCUUGCGACAGUGAAAAAGUACAAACAAAAUGAAACGAUAAGAAAAAUAAACUGCUCGACGGUGAGUCGUCAGCAGAAUUUCGUGAUAAAGAAACAAAAAAAAAAAAGAAAAAAAGAAA
Molecule: messenger RNA, 3449 nt
Organism: Hylaeus volcanicus
Lineage: Eukaryota; Metazoa; Arthropoda; Insecta; Hymenoptera; Colletidae
Gene: Fic
Product: protein adenylyltransferase Fic
Exons: 3
Coding region: 137-1591 (484 amino acids)
Molecular function (GO): protein binding
Source: RefSeq, a predicted model, not a curated record